UGUCCACCUCACUCUGGUGCGGGUGUUGUCCGCCCCACGCACACACUGAGCGCGUUGCUUCUUCCAUCCCCUCCUCGCGGGCGGCAGUUCACUUCAUUGUAGCGACCGAGCUCUCCAAUUAGGCGAGAAUUGGGCAGUUUUAGAUGUGAAAUCUGUCCCGCGGCUCUCAGGGGGAGGACUGCGAACCGCCAACGAGAGGCUCAGACAAGUUCUGAGUGCGAGGACGCAGGGCGAAGCGACACGCAGUCAUGCCUUCAGUGAUGGAGCGCUCAGGCGCAGGGGUCCUGUCCAGGAGCAGAGCCAAAACCGUUACCAACGGAAACAGCCAACCACACUCUGAGGAAGAGAGCAGCGACGAAGAGCACGCUCAUGACAGCAUGAUCCGAGUGGGAGGAGACUACCAGGCUCAGAUACCAGAGUUUAAACCAGACACUCCAUCUGGCUGCAGUGAGAAGGACCAGAGGAGCAUGCUGGUCUGGUGUCCCAACAGUCAGCUCUCUGAUGCAAUGUUGGACGAGUACAUCCUCAUGGCUAAAGAGAAGCACGGAUACAACAUGGAGCAGGCUCUAGGCAUGUUGUUAUGGCACAAGCACGACGUGGAGCGCUCGCUGGCUGACCUGGCCAACUUCACGCCCUUCCCAGACGAGUGGACAAUCGAGGACAAAGUUCUGUUCGAGCAGGCCUUCAGCUUCCACGGCAAAAGCUUCCACCGCAUCCAGCAGAUGCUCCCCGACAAGUUGAUAUCCAGCCUGGUGAAGUACUACUACAGCUGGAAGAAGACCAGGACCAGGACUUCAGUGAUGGACCGACAGGCCAGAAGACUGCUCAACAAGAGAGAGAAAGAUGACAGGUUUCAAAUUAAUGAUGAGGUGGAGGAAGGAGAGCCAGCCAGUGACAGUGACUUUGAGGUGGAUACAAAGAAAGAGGCAGUGAAGCAGAACCCGAGCAGCACCAGCUCAGACAAGCCCACACCCAGCCGCUCUGGACCCGUCAAGAAGGAGAGCGUCGGGGCUCAGUACAGACACCACCCGCUCAGGUCGCGCCGCAGGCCGCCUAAAGGCAUGCACCUGGUCCAAGCCGACAUCAUGGCGCUGUCGGCCUCUCAGGACGCCGGGGCGGUGACUGUCCGGCAGCUGGACACCCACCUGGUUUCUCUUAAGAGACAGGUUCAGUCCAUUAAACAGACCAACAGCAGUUUGAAGCAGAGUUUAGCUGAAGGCUUGGACUCCUGCAAACCAGCUGAGUCUGUGCCUAAGAUGAACUCUCGCUGGACCACAGAGGAGCAGCUGCUGGCGGUUCAAGCUAUUCGUCGUUACGGGAAAGACUUCACCGCCAUCGCUGAAGUGAUCGGCACCAAGACAGCAGCUCAGGUGAGCUCCUUCUUCGUGAGCUAUCGGCGCCGUUUCAACCUCGACGAGGUGCUGAGGGAGUGGGCGGCCGAACAGGUGGCCACCAACCGAGACCAGAGAGACCCGAGGAGGAGCACGGAGGAGAUGUCAUCACCAGAAGGAGCGUCAGAGGAACAUGAGGUGAAAAUGGAGGACUCUCCUCCAGACCCCUCCAGCAGCUCUUCUCCCCCCUCUUCCACUCAGACCACCUCCUCCCUCUCCCAGCCCCCUCCCCUACUGCGCCCAGCUCCUCCAACAGGACCCCCGAGCCUCCUCCGUCAGCCGCCGCCUCUUCAGACCCGCCCCCUCCAGAGCAGAGCGCCGCACAACCACCCUCCUCCUCCGCUCAUUCGACCCGCGGUCACCGCCUCUUCCAGCCUCAGGGGUUCCCCUCCCCGCUCCUCGUCUUCCUCCGCCGCCACGCAGAUGCCCCCCUCGUUGGUCGGGCUCAAAGUGGAGCAGCCCAGCUCCCACUGACGCGCUCGGAGGAGGACAGCAGGAAAAUGGGCUCAAAGAUCUCCUAAAACGCCGUCACACACUUGACCUCUGUGUCCCCCUGCUGUCUGCACCAACAGCUACCUCUGGAAAAAACAGGCUCAUGCACACACUCCCUCAGAGGAACUCAAAUUUACCCCCCUCCCCCUCACAUGCACACCUCCAUCUUUGUACCAAAAGACAUCAGACUGAGGAGUUUCAUCUCCAUGGAGACAGAUGGCAGCUGAGCUGUAGUUUCACUGGUGUGAAGAUUCAGGUAAAAGAAACAUUUCCAUUAAGAUCUGCUGUAGAAGGGCGUUCAGCAGGAUUUGAGCCUGAGAGGAGUUCAUGGUUCCAAAACCGUGGAAGGAGGGCCUGCAUUAACAUGCGUUAGGUGAAGGGGGGGUCCUAGCUUUCAUGUGUGCCAGAACUUUAGCUAGAUGGUUAGUGAGUGUAGUUUAGAUUCCUAAUUAUUGACUAAGCACUCUGGAGAAAAGACCCCCCCCCAAAAAAAAAAACAAAAAAACAAAACCCAUCUCCAGUUUCCUUUACUUCAAUCUGUGGGAAAAUCUGACCCUGUGACCUCCCACAACCUAAAAUAUGAAUAUAUAUUUAUAUUUGACUUUAAAAAGCACAACGUUCAAAAAGUCGUUGGGCUUCAGACAAAAAAUGUUUACAAUUCAGGUUUACUUCAUGGAUGUUUAGACACUGGAAAACGGAGGAAAUACGUGUUCGAUCGGUUCAGAUAAUGUGUUCAUAAAGACAAAGCGUAAUCACAUCGGAUUUUUACAGGUUUUCUCUGAAACUUUUCUGUAAAAUAUUUUUCUUUUUUUUUAAACUUGACCAAAAACGUCAUUUUCAUUUCAUUUGUGACCGUAGUCCCACACUGAAUGGCAGAUGUCGCCUUCCUACAGCAUUUAUUUUUCUCACAUUUGUUCAUUUUUCUGUGUGCGGUUUGAGAGAACUCUGUGGAAACGGGACGCUUUGUGUUAAGACUUUAAAAUAAACACGUGACCAAAUAGUUA
Oryzias latipes (Japanese medaka) is the source of this 2887-nucleotide messenger RNA. It is a transcript of the gene rcor2, whose product is annotated as REST corepressor 2. Gene Ontology annotation, cellular component: histone deacetylase complex; transcription regulator complex. Lineage: Eukaryota; Metazoa; Chordata; Actinopteri; Beloniformes; Adrianichthyidae. Gene Ontology annotation, molecular function: transcription corepressor activity. Gene Ontology annotation, biological process: regulation of transcription by RNA polymerase II; negative regulation of DNA-templated transcription. The record is from RefSeq and is a predicted model, not a curated record.